This is a messenger RNA of Aegilops tauschii subsp. strangulata, 4110 nucleotides long. RefSeq names its product protein Brevis radix-like 4. Lineage: Eukaryota; Viridiplantae; Streptophyta; Magnoliopsida; Poales; Poaceae. The record is from RefSeq and is a predicted model, not a curated record.
CAUAUGGAUACAGCUGGGUGGGGUGGGUGCACUGCAGCCUCUCUCAAGGUAGGGCUGCAAUCUAUCUACCCUGUCCUGCAGGUGCUGCUGUCCGGGUUGGUUUUUCUUCAACCUUGUAGUAUUCCAUUUCUGCUUUCUUUAGCUUGUAAUAAGCGUUACGUACCUUUAAUCGGAUCAGCUGCAGCUGCUCAUCCACGGCUUUAAUCGAUCGCCACUCAUCAGCGAGCGCCAAAAGGAAAAGAAAAGAAACGAUCAGAAUACCAGCAAGGACAUGUCUUUUCUCUUUUUUCUUUGGGUAAAGCGCAAGCAUAUAUGCCAUGCACGGCAUACGCCAACGCUAAUGCCAAUGCCAAGGAACAGCAGCGCAGCGCACUGCAUGCCAAAGUUUCUGCCUCCUCCUCUGCUCCCUCAGCCUCUUUAUUCUCCGCCCUUCUCUUUUUGUUAAUAUAUGACCACUAUAGUACACUACUACCGUACCAUACCGCCAGACGAAUAUCUCUUCGUGCCUCUACAUUCAAAGCCCACAUUCAUACGUACGUACAUACUACGUACAUGUAUGGCGCCACUUUUCCUUUUCUAACCGGCCAACGUCCACUUCACUUCAACUUGGAGGCAUUUCCAGCCGUCCAUAUGCUUCAUUCUUCAUCAUCGCUGCCGGUCAAACCUUCAGUCCACGCAUGUUUCUAGAUACAUCCAUUUCCGAGACAAGUAAUUCCGAACGGAGGGAGUAGUAUACUUCUUAACUCUUGUCAACAGUCCACACUUUGGAUUGUUGCCUUUUUCUUCUUCUGAAUCCUUGACCCCAGCCAGCCAAGGUGAAUCCAAGCUCUGGCUUCACUGCUUAAUUAACUACUUGCUCUUUAAGCUAACUCUUUACUGAACCGCAGCAAGAUGUUCGGAAAGGAAUUCAAACUAUACUACACAACAAGUUAAUCAAAGAUGGCCUGGUCAAAAUAAAGUUAGGGGACAGACAGAUAGAGACAGUGUAGGCCAUGGCAUCAUGCCUGCACUGCUGCUGCAACCAUACACGCAUACACAGUUAUAUGGUUUAGAUACAACCACCUUUCACUUUGUGCCAUCUCCUUGUGGAGGGUUUCCUGGAACAAAGCAAAAGCCGGCACAUACAAAUAUCAUCCAUUUCCAUACUAGUAUAUAUCUAUGCUUCUUUCUAAAAUGUGUGUGUGUUGAGAUGCUUCUUUCUAAAAUAUAUGUGUGUGUUCAGAUGCAUGCAGCAAAGUGUUCAUUCCCCUCUUCUUUUGUGUGGCAAAGAAGCUUUGAUCAACUUCAAACCGUCUCGCACACAACACCCACACGCCUUUCUUUUAUGUUCUUUUUGGACCCAAAAAAAAAAGAGUUCAUGUAGAUGUCCCAUCCCCAUAUGAGAUGGACGGAUAGAUCGAUGUGGAAGGAUGUAUCCAUGGUUUCAUAUAUAAAUGUGCGCAGAGGGAUUCCUGCAACAAAGCACAAGCGUAAAGCAAAUACGAAUGAUCAACCAUGCAUUUAUCUAUUCAUACACGUCUUCAGAUGCUUCUUUCUAAACGAUCAAAGAGUGGCCAUGGACUAUUCCUCCCCCUCUUCUGUUGUCACAAAGAAGCUUUGAUCAACUUCAAAACUUCCUCCAAUAUCUGGCUCCUCCUUUGUUCUUUCCUUUUCUUUUUCUUUUAAUCUCUUCUCUUUUUGAAUGGAAAAAGAAAGUGGAUGUAGAUGACUCAUCCCCAUACAAGAUAGUACAUAGUUGGGUAGAUUGAUGUACAAGGAUGCAUGCUUUCUCAAAAGGAGAGAAUGUGAAAGAGAUCCCCUGGCCUGGAUGGAUGGAUGGAUGGACAGAUAGACAGGGAUGUGCCAAGCAUAUUGCUGCUGCAACCUCCAGCAGCAAGGCAAGAAUCCAAUCCCCAGCUCUGUGCUGUGCUGGGCUGUGUGGGGAUCUUCAAUUUUUAAAUUUUAUCUUUUGCCUGAUAAAAGAGGUCAGGGAGAGAGAUGCAUCAAAAGAUGGGUGGUAUCAUGAAAGGGGGGUAAAUCUGACUGUAGAUGAAACAUGCAGGAGACUGAAAAACACCAUGGGCAGACAGAGGUAUAUAUCUGCAGUAUGUUUGUGGUUAAAGAGAACAAAAAGAAAAGCAAACGGGUCAGAGAAUCCAUCCUUGUUUGCUUGCUUCAACUGGCCCUAGCUAGCUAGUUUGCAGAUACCAAAAACAUUGUACUAGUGUAGUGACCAUGUAGCAGUUUACUUAAUUACCUUGCUUAGGGUAAGAAUUUACCACAUACAGCUAUGAAUUGUAAAAACUAAGUGUAAAACAGCUAGCCAGCACUUAGUUUCUUGACCACUGUACCAGUGGCAAGUAUAGCAUUCUUGUGUGAGUGAAAGCAACAAACAUGUCAUUGUGCUGUCUGAACUGAAUAAAGAGUGUUUACCAGUGGAGGGAUUGGGCAUGAGGUCAAAGCAGAGGAGUGAAACAUAACCUUUGAACAUGUCAUUUCUCUGACCCCUAAAGGCGCAGCAGCAGGAGCCGGCAUCAUCUAGCAUUCACAUUUGACCGGAGACCCCCGCAUUAUAUAAAUAAAAUGGCCAUGUGGAAUGCAGCUUGUCUGAACUUCACACUAGAUGGCACAGUAAAAGAUCAAGAUUGAUAGGUUGCUUGGAGACUGUUUCUGUUUGGUUGCUAAUUGUAGUUUUAGAGUAUUUUAUAAUCACCGAAAGAGAGAUGCAGUCCUGCAGUUGCUACAAUCUGGGACUCAAGGACAUGGUGCUGAAGCUGUCGGGCACGCAGAGGCAGGGGGUGCCCAAGCGCGGGGGCUCGCCGCCGCCGAGGGGCCGGACGACGUCCCUGUACCGGAGCGGCUACUACCGGCCGGGCGUGGUGCAGGACGACAUGGCGGUGCCGCCGGCCACGUACCUGGGCCACGGCGCCGGGGGCGGGGGCGGCACGGCGGCGUCGAGCGCGAACUCCACGCCGGCGUGGGAGCGGCCGCCCAACGGAGGCCAGGGCGGCGGGGGCGAGGCGGCGGUGCGGGAGUGGGUGGCGCAGGUGGAGCCCGGGGUGCAGAUCACGUUCGUGUCGCUGGCGGGCGGCGCCGGCAACGACCUGAAGCGCAUCCGGUUCAGCCGGGAGAUGUACGACAAGUGGCAGGCGCAGCGGUGGUGGGGCGACAACAACGAGCGCAUCAUGGAGCUCUACAACGUCCGCCGCUUCACCCGCCAGGUGCUCCCCGACCCGCCCCGCGGCGACGACGACGGCGAGCAGAGGGAGUCGUUCUACUCGCAGUCGCAGGUGGGCUCGACGAUGGGCAGCCCGGCGGCGACGCCGGAGAGCAUCGCGUGGGGCGCGGCCUUCGCCCGCGCGCAGCCCUCCGCAGCGGCCGCCGGCCCAGGCGGCGCCGGCGCCGGCGCGGCACGGCAGCACAGCUUCCGCGGGCCGCUGUCCCCGCCGCCGCCGUCGUCGUCCAACCCGUCGGAGCGCGCCUGGCAGCAGCAGCAGCAACACCAGCAGCGCCCGAACGGCGGUCCGGAACCCGACCUCCCGGAGCCGGCGCGGACGACCACCUCGUCCAUGCCGGACGACGUGUCCAUCAGCAACGCCAGCGAGCUGGAGGUGACGGAGUGGGUGAUCCAGGACGAGCCCGGCGUGUACAUCACCGUCCGCGAGCUCGCCGACGGCGCCCGCGAGCUCCGCCGCGUCCGCUUCAGCCGUGAGAAAUUUGCGGAGCUGAACGCCAAGCUGUGGUGGGAGGAGAACAAGGAGAGGAUACACGCGCAGUACCUCUGAUCUAGUCCGAAUCUCCAUUGGUAAAACUUAAAACUGGGAUACUUUCACUCUGAAGCUUCAAGCUUUGUGCUUCCUCUCCUUGUGGUGCUGCUGCUGCUUAAUUACAAGUAAAUAUAGAGUUUAAUUUGUGUUUGGGGUUGGAGCUGGGAAAGAGAGAGAGAGAGGGAUAGGAGGGGGAGAGGGGAAAGAGAAAUGUUUAUUUAGUAGGGUUUAAUUAGGGCCCAGCCCAGGUGAUCCUGUGACUCUCACUGCAUCCAUGCAGGUGUACCAUGUUCACUGUCACAAUGCUUGACUUGAGUAUGUUUAAUCCUCAUUUUCUAUGCAUGCAAGACAUCUUACUAUUUUA